AAAAUAAUAUAAAGGGUAGCACGGUUGAGAUUACAGUUGCUUAUUAGAACCACACGAUUGUUGAUUUACACGAUUGUUAAUUUGUUUUAGCCUUUUAGGCGCAGAGGACAGGAAUCGAAGUGGAAACUGGGUCGAUAUCCGAGCAGGCACGCCAAGUAAACUGAAGGCGGAGUUUUCCAUCAGUUUCAGAUUAAGAAGGUAGGAGAAUCAAAUCGGCCGAGAAAGUUGUGAGUGCCAAACACUGCCUCGUAGAUUCGUUGUAUCUCGUAUUGAUCAGCGUUCUGGUUAUUUAUUAGCCCGAUCGGUCAAUAGCGGUAGGGUUUAUCUGUGUUCUCUGCGAAUAGUGAAUAGCUAUCUAGUUACCAUGUCUUCCGGGUCAAGCGUGAAAGAAACAUUGGGCGACCUCAACAGGGAUUCAUUCGUGUCCCUUCUGACGAAGCUCAUUGGCGAAUCCAAGUUCGUGCAGAACAACCCGCCGGACCUCAUCCCGGAAGAAGACAGAGUGGUUAAACACGUCUUGGAUGCUCUUCUCCCUUGGAGCACCAAAACAGGCGGCGGACCUUUGCUCAUCAAUCACGUCACUUAUUUCCCCGGCAGAGGUAAUCUUAUUAUCGAGUACCCUGGAACCGUACCUGGCAAAAUCAUCUCUUUCGUCGGAUGCCACAUGGACGUCGUCACUGCUAAUUCUAACGAAUGGGAUUUUGAUCCAUUUACACUGAGUGUCGAUGGGGAUAAACUUCGGGGUCGUGGAACCACUGAUUGCUUGGGACAUUGUGCCCUUGUAACUGAACUGAUGAGGAAGCUUGGGCAAGAAAAGCCUAAUUUGAAAUCAACUAUUGUUGCUGUUUUCAUAGCCAAUGAAGAGAACUCUUCCAUAUCUGGGGUUGGUAUAGAUGCACUUGUGAAAGAUGGCCUUCUCAACAAGUUAAAAGAAGGACCUCUGUUUUGGGUUGACACAGCAGAUAAACAACCUUGCAUAGGUACUGGUGGUAUGAUACCUUGGAAACUCCAUGUCACAGGGAAACUCUUUCAUAGUGGAUUAGCUCAUAAGGCCAUAAAUCCACUGGAGCUAGCAAUGGAAGCACUAAAGGAGAUCCAAUCGCGAUUUUACAGAGACUUCCCACCACAUCCUCAGGAGCAGGUCUAUGGAUUUGCAACUCCUUCAACCAUGAAACCAACCCAAUGGAGUUAUCCUGGGGGUGGAAUCAAUCAAAUUCCGGGUGAAUGUUCCAUUUCAGGAGAUGUCAGGUUAACUCCAUUCUACAAUGUGAAGGAUGUGAUGAAUAAGCUACAAGAAUAUGUCGAUGAUAUUAAUGACAACAUAGAGAAGCUAGAAACGAGGGGUCCAGUUUCAAAAUAUGUGGUUGCAGAUGAAAACUUAAGGGGAAGCCUAACUCUAACUUUUGACGAGGCUAUGUCUGGAGUUGCCUGUAAUAUUGAUUCCAGAGGUUUUCGUGUAUUAUGCAAAGCAACUGAGGAAGUAGUUGGGCACGUAAAGCCUUACUCAAUUACUGGGACUUUGCCCCUUAUUCGAGAAUUGCAGGAAGAAGGUUUCGAUGUGCAAACUUGUGGCUACGGUCUAAUGGCAACAUAUCAUGCUAAGAACGAGUACUGCCUCUUUGAAGACAUGUCGCAGGGAUAUGGAGUGUUUGCGAGCAUCAUUGCUCAGUUGGAAGAUUGACAAUUGUAGCGGAUUCCAGAAUAACUGUCGCAUCCCUUGGGAUGUGAAUUUUAUUCUUCUCUCUCUGAAACAAUCUAGUAAAUGUAGCAAACCAGUUCUCAAUAUCUGCUCUGAUGAUGUACUUUACUUAUAGUCUUGGCGGGGUACUUUAGAGUUUCGUGUGAGCGUGCAGGUUAGAUUUUUAGCUCGAAAAUACUGUGUUGCAGCCUUAGGGCAAUUUUCUGUCCUUUUUGUCCUUGAUAAUUUAAGGUGGAGAAGGUUCUGAUUAUAUAAAAAUGAACUAGAUAAGGAGAACUAUUAUUUUAUCAUUAAUAUUAUCUAUUGAUUUAUUGA
This is a messenger RNA of Prosopis cineraria, 2014 nucleotides long. Its product is annotated as acetylornithine deacetylase. Bases 365 to 1681 code for a protein of 438 amino acids. Gene Ontology annotation, molecular function: hydrolase activity. The record is from RefSeq and is a predicted model, not a curated record. The transcript has 10 exons. NCBI's taxonomy places the organism in Eukaryota, Viridiplantae, Streptophyta, Magnoliopsida, Fabales, Fabaceae.